ACUGUCGCGACGAAAACGCGUUGUACUACUGGACCGCAACAUCAAUGUUAUUAUCAUUCGGUUAUCGCAGUUAUCCCUUGGAUGCAACAUCAAUAUAGUUACCACCGGGGCUCGCGAUCAUCCCCCUACGUAUACUUUCAAGUAAGUCAGCAGCGGCGUAUCCCCACGAAACUCCCUUCGUCGGUUUGCGAUCAAUACUCGGUGCUCGGGACGGAGCGUGCAGCGAUUUUGUUGUACUCGCGAGUACCGUGCAUACUUUCGUGGCCGUCUCGAGUUCUCCGACGAAUAUUCCGCCUGAUAUGCGAUACAAACUUUCCGCGUGUACGCUCGUCUCUUCGGUGCGAAAUAAAUAUUUCUUUACAUCCCGUGCGCAAAGUGUUAUCCUGCAUAAAUGCCGCGUUUUGCGAGGAACGUUACUGUCUGGGGAAAUCUCGGGAAACACGUUGAGAGUGUGAUCGCUGAAUUUUUCAUUCUACAGCGCGCCUAGGCGCGCGAUACUCCCGCAAAGGACAAAACGGCGAAAAUGAAGAGACAAAAUGUUAGAACUCUGUCGUUGGUAGUGUGCACUUUUACGUAUCUUCUCGUUGGCGCCGCGGUGUUUGACGCCCUCGAAUCGGACACUGAGAGGAAACGCUGGGAAUUUCUCUCGGAGAUACGCCGUAAUAUGAUGAAGAAGUACAAUAUCACGCCGGAGGACUACAAGAUGGUCGAAAUUGUAAUAAUAGAGAACAAGCCACAUAAAGCGGGGCCGCAGUGGAAGUUUGCGGGUGCCUUCUAUUUUGCUACUUUAGUAUUAGCCAUGAUUGGUUACGGGCAUUCCACUCCUGUGACCAAAACCGGGAAGGCGUUUUGUAUGGUGUACGCAAUGGUGGGAAUUCCUUUGGGACUGGUGAUGUUCCAGAGCAUUGGCGAGCGAUUGAACAAGUUCGCAUCGGUCGUGAUCAGACGAGCAAAGACGUAUCUCAGGUGUCAAAAAACCGAAGCUACAGAGAUGAAUCUUAUGCUGGCGACCGGUCUGCUUUCGAGUAUAAUUAUUACGACAGGUGCCGCAGUGUUUUCGAGAUACGAGGGCUGGAGUUACUUCGAUAGCUUUUAUUACUGUUUUGUAACGCUCACGACUAUAGGUUUCGGUGAUUAUGUCGCUCUCCAGAAUGAUCAAGCGCUCUCCAACAAACCUGGAUACGUGAUUUUGAGUUUGAUCUUCAUCCUAUUUGGCUUGGCCGUAGUCGCCGCCAGUAUUAACUUGCUCGUAUUGCGGUUCAUGACGACGGAUUCGGGUGAGGCGCGCCGCGAAGACACCGAGAUGCAAUCCGCCUCGCAUCACGUUUUAACGUUGGACGGCGAGGUUGUGGCGGUAAACGGAAAGCUCCUGGCCAGCCACAUGCCCAUCAUGCACGACACGGACGAUUGCGUGAGCGUAUGCUCCUGCACCUGUCUGGGCCCGACGAAUUCCGAGCUGCUGGAUCCCUCCGGGUAUCAGGGUUACCGACCACCCCCGACUUCUGCCAGUCUACGGAUGAAGCGCGCGUCCGUCUGAUGGAGGGAGUUUCGUCGUCGCAGCUUACGUCGCCGAUUCUCCAAGGCCGACAGCCGGGAGUUGCUCGGCAUCGAUGUUUAAGAUUGCUGAUAUUCCUCGCACAAAACCUCCUCGUAAGAGAAUACCGCGCACUGUGAUACAUCCACGAAGGACAAUUUGUAACGUUUGGCAAAGAUUUUCACCCUCUGUGUGGAAAGUAAAAUUAGAAAAGACAAACUGCCGUUUAGAAAAAUGUUUGAUGUUUGAUACGUGUGACCAGAACUCUGAUUGUUGACCGUUGUUCGAAUCCUGAUGGCUAAAGCUUGAAGAGGGACGCUUGAAUAACGUGUUCCUGCCGCGCAUUUCCUGAUGACAUUAUAUCGUCACGUAUCCCUGAACAAGUUGAUUCAUUUUGAUAAUUAAUGUUGCUCAACUAUAUCGACUCCUGAUGCAUGUUGUAUAUGUAAUCCGCGUGUUACGUGUAACGCUCGAUUUGUCAAGUGAACGUGACAAAUCGUAAUAAUCGUUUCAAUCGGUAAACAUGAAUACGAAACCUCGAUCAUUCGAAUAUCUAGGGUGGUGAUCUUUGUAAUAUUGUAAUAUUGUAUCUUUAAAAAAAGUGAAACAUCUAUAAUAAACCUCAAAAGGAACGUACGCGAGUUAUCGGAUCGCAGAUUAUCUAAAAACAUGAUGGCGCAUUUAUAUAAUACCGUAGUAUUGUCAAUGUUGCAUUAAUAUAAAAUAUGUGCAAAGUGAAGAAGCAUAAAUUGCUUGAAUAUAAUCUAGAGGUUUUCACAUUUAAUCUUACGUUACUCGCGUGUAAGAUACAUCCCAGCCUUAGAAAUUUACUAAAUUUGCAGAGUAAAAACUUUUUAUCGAUCGAAUGCUGCACAAAUUGUUUCACAAUUAGAGAAAGCUUUGCACUUUAUUUAAAAAAUAUAUAGAAUAUUAUCAACCUUUAUUUAACUGUAAAUUAAAAAAAAAAA
This is a messenger RNA of Temnothorax curvispinosus, 2502 nucleotides long. It is a transcript of the gene Task7, whose product is annotated as two pore potassium channel protein sup-9. Gene Ontology annotation, biological process: stabilization of membrane potential; potassium ion transmembrane transport. Gene Ontology annotation, cellular component: membrane. Lineage: Eukaryota; Metazoa; Arthropoda; Insecta; Hymenoptera; Formicidae. The record is from RefSeq and is a predicted model, not a curated record. The coding region runs from base 524 to 1537 and encodes 337 amino acids. The transcript is spliced from 5 exons. Gene Ontology annotation, molecular function: potassium ion leak channel activity.